ACUACCGAAACUGCCUCCUGGAUGUCUGCAUCUACGGAGAAGAUCCCCAAAUUUUUGGUUUCAGCCACAUUCCCCUCGCAGACGCUACGUAGUCGUGAGCAUCCAGCUGAUGCAGAUCUGCAUACUCUUUACCCCAGACAUUGGAAGUGCGGCCGACAAAGCCAAUUGGAUGUGAUGGUGCUUUGCCCCGACCAUGCGCCAAGUCAAAAUUGCGCCCGGCAAACACCGAAAGACCUCGAAUAAGUGCGGAUUUAUGAUUGGUCUCCAGACUAUUUGCGCGUGGCUCUAGCCAUUGACUGAGUCGCGACACUCAAUGAUUGAAAUCUACAAAGCGCCUCGAGCCCUCUCUUGAAAUAUGUUUACACUCGAGGGCUCGACUCUACGAGCACAUAGACUGCUUGCUCAUCAAGCUUGCGGUCAUCACGCAAGUCAAGCUACCGCAGCCAAACUGACUCUUAUCUACUUCUUUGAAACCCUCCUUCUCAAUGGCUACCGAAUCGACCCCCGCGCCACCCUCCAAGACUCCUCGGGCUGAGGACUUCAUGGUCGGCUGGCUAUGCGUGCUUCAAGCUGAAUAUCGAGGGGCCUUGGCGAUCCUAGACGAAAAGUACGAUAACACAAGUUUUGUUCGUGGCCACGGGGACAGAAACGACUAUGUUCUUGGGCGGGUUGGACCUCAUAACGUGAUGAUCAAUAUGCCGCCGGCAGGAUGGCAGGGGCAGGUUCACGCGUCCAGAAUAGCCCUCGACAUGAGAAGCACUUUUCCGAGAUUACGAUUUGUGCUUCUCGUCGGGAUCGGGGGUGGCGUCCCAUAUGCGGAAGAUAUUCGCCUUGGGGAUGUCGUUAUCGGCACGCAGGUGUUUCCUUUCUCAACCGGCAAAGAUACCCAGUUUGGGCAAGCAGCACACUGGCAUGAUCAGAACUCCUCCAAGGGAGCUCCUUGGGGCAAUCAUGUUUUUGAUGCAGCGGUUCUGGGCGCCGGAAGAACUGCUUCUGUCCGAAUCAAUUGAACAUAUUCGUUCAAGAGCCGGACGAGGUGGAGUUGCGUUUGCUCGUCCUCUGCAAGACCAUCUUUAUAUGGGUCAAAUUGGGCACCAGGGCGACCAGUGCGACUGUAAACAGCCCCAGUCGCUUAAACGGGGACAGCUGAUACACCGCGAUGAUCGUCAGAGAGAUAUCGUUCAGGUUUUCCAAGGCUGUAUUGGUUCAGAGAACACCGUCAUGAAGAACGCUCAAAAACGCGAUGAUGAGGCCAGAGAAAUGAACAUCCUGUGCUACGAGAUGGAAGCCACCUCGGUCAUGGACUGUGUACCUUGUCUGCCCAUUCGAGGGAUUGCAGACUAUGCAGAUGCGCACAAGAACAAUCAGUGGCACUUGUAUGCCGCUUUGUCAGCAGCGACCUGUGCCAGGGAGCUGUUGCUGUCCCUCAAACCAGACUUUGUCACUCGUUUUCCUCUGAACGUUUCUGGAGACAUUGUGGAUCGGUAUAUGGAAGGUGCGGUUAGCAACCCCAAUGUUUUUUCCGGCAGUGAGAUCGAGAAGUUAAGACAAACCCGCGACAGCCUAAUGGAACGUUGCAGAUUUCUUCACGAGGUGAGCGUCAAAGAGCUUGAGAACAUGCCAAAUAGCUCGUCCACCAAGAAAGAUAAGGCACGAGAGUUGAAGAAAUUUCAAGAAAUUUUGGGGAAGCACCUAGAGCACUUGAACCAGGUUCUGGAAAAUCACGAUGAUUUACUGUCCAGUUCAGACCCGGAGGUUCGAGCAGAGUACAGGCGCCCGAGGGCUCAGUUACGGGAAGACAAAGAGGCGAUUGACGCUCUAGCUCGGACAGCCGAGGGUUUCUUAGAAGAGGCGGCCAACAUGCUCACAACGUUGGCAGUAUAUUUGGAUGAUCGGGGAGUGGGUAUCGCUGGGAUAGUUGUGAUGUAUGUCGGACGAAUGCUGACGCGCUGGAGAUCAAGCCCAAUGUCUCCAACGGUUGUGUUUCAAUGGGUAUGCCGAAAGACGUGGACAGUCAGUUCAUCCCAAGAGGAGGAAUUCUUCAUUGAGAUGGGCCACAUUGAGAUGGGCAGGCAGGGACCUAUCAAACUAUAGGAAGUAGAUCGACUCUUUUGAUGCAAUCACUUUCACUGUAAUUGAACUGUACUCUGUAUUCCAAAUUUAUUUUGACCCACGCUCCGACAUUGCCGG
Penicillium brasilianum is the source of this 2190-nucleotide messenger RNA. Lineage: Eukaryota; Fungi; Ascomycota; Eurotiomycetes; Eurotiales; Aspergillaceae. The record is from the annotation of a GenBank genome assembly.